Lampris incognitus (smalleye Pacific opah) is the source of this 1531-nucleotide messenger RNA. It is a transcript of the gene tmem234, whose product is annotated as transmembrane protein 234. The transcript has 5 exons. The record is from RefSeq and is a predicted model, not a curated record. Lineage: Eukaryota; Metazoa; Chordata; Actinopteri; Lampriformes; Lampridae. Bases 221 to 658 code for a protein of 145 amino acids.
CAGAAAUAGCGAGAUAUAAGCGAGAUGGUCUUCUUCUAAUCAUCAAGCGCAUAAACUUAAUUUACCUCCCUACGUCAUCUGAACGUAGAAACACCCAACAUAAACUUGUACGUUCACUGCUGAGAGGCGUGGGUGGUUCAAACAACGAUGCGUAAUCGUAAUUUCAAAACACCGCUUGUGUGACUUGAAUUCCACUUUACCGGGAAGUGUUUGAAUUAUAAUGGUGUCCGUGGUGGAGGUGUUGUGUCUCUUUUUGGUGGCUGUGUUGUGGGGAUGUACCAAUCCUUUCCUGAAGAGGAGCACAGAGGGCAUAGAGAAUGUCACGAGAUCCAACAAGGUCUUACAGCUGCUGGCAGAAACCCAGUUUCUUUUCCUUAAUUUCAAGUACCUGGUACCAUUCCUUCUAAACCAGUGUGGCUCUUUGGUCUACUAUUUUACCCUUGCCACCACAGAUUUAUCCCUGACCGUUCCUGUGACCAACUCGCUCACCUUCCUUUUCACCCUGCUCACCGGCAAGCUGCUUGGUGAAGAGUUUGGAGGCAAACGUGCUAUCGGAGGAAUGCUCCUCACUAUGGUUGGCAUCACUCUGUGUAUCAUAAGCUCCAUGAGUGACCAAAAAACCACUGGGCAACAGAACAUGACCCGGGGUCCUGUUUGACAUCGGCACACCUCUUAAUUUUUCUCCACUGGGAGUAAUAUCUUGCUAUGAUUCCUCGUGUACCUCCACCAAAUUUGUAAAAGGCCAAGGAAUACAGCAUGAGGACUCGAGCGGAGGGGUUGGGGGUGAGAUUUAGAUUCAGGUGGUCACGCCACAAAGUAGAGGUUCCAAUGCCAGAAUGUGUUUGCUCAAUAUGUCCAGUGCAGAACCCCUUAUGCUAGUUUGUAGAGAGCUGGGUUCAUGUAGGGUUCACAUCAGGGCUUAAUAAGAUUUAUGGUCCCUGUAUAGAAUCCUCUUUAUGUCAGCUUGUAUACUGAAGUAUGCCACCGCCUCCCAGAAACAACAAUUAAAAUAAGGUCAGGGUUGGAAAUGGUUAGAUCUCAACCCAAAGUUUCACUUGGUUCUUUUAAAACAGCUGCCUCCCGUCUUCUCUGGUAUGUUUGGGGAGAGGAACAAGAGAGCGGACAGCAUGUUGGACGACUUGAGAAUGAAGUGCUUUUCUCCUCUUGUGUUUGCAGGUGAUGCGUUGCCAAAGUAGAUAUACUGCUUUUAAUUUCUUAUGUUCUUUGUGAAGGAAGCACAGUAAGGAAUAGAAAUGGGGACAGCCAUAUGCUGGAUGUCUCAUCUUCCUCCUGAAAAUGUGUUUGUGGAAGUUGCACAGUAGAUGGAUGCAGUUUUAUCCGUUAAUAACAACCCUUGAUAAUAUAUUUUUAUUGUCACAGUUAUGUCAACAAUAUAUCCAUUAGACACAAGUACAAGUGACAUUGUUAUUGCGGUAAGACAGUUCAGCUUGUAAUGUUGCUGAUAUUGCAUUAAUAAAUUGUCGAUAUAACACAAUUUUGUAUUUGUUCUGUUUUUCUUAAGUGAUUGACA